AUGAAGUUAAUGAAAGUUCUAUUGGCUUGUAUAAUACUUUGCUCAUAUGGGGUAUAUGCCAACACUCACAGUUUUAGUGCAGGAGCAAACUUAACCGAUUUUAGGCAUAUGCGUAAAAAAAGGAGCUUGAUAUUCAAUGGCAGUGGGCAAAUCAAGUUAGCCAUCGGACAAUCGGGACAAGUGCGCUUAGCCGAUCCGAUCACGUGGCGUUCACUUGUUUGCUCAUACACCCUACAGGGUGGCCAUUACUCAAUUCCCACUACGCCACUCUAUCCGUGGGACAAGUGGGAGGACACUUUUGCGCGAAAAACCAGGCGUUUACAUGAUAAUCCACCUGGAUUUGGUAAUUUCAGUUAUGAGACAGACGAUUCACGCCUGUUUGUAUACACUGUGCUGGAAACUUUAAUGAGUCAGCGUGGAUUAAACGGUCAUCAGUGUUUGUUGCGUUCCAUAUGCCAAAAUGCGCAAGUAGAUCAACAUGUGGGCGUAUUGUCGGAGGUGUUGGAUGUGGUGUUGACGCCCGGGCUAGAGGAUUUGGAUGAAAGCUAUCGCAUGGCGCGCGAAGCCGGUGCUGGUGGUGCAGAUUGUUUGAAACUCUAUGCCAAAUGCCCGGAAGGCGUCAGUUUAUUCGAUAGCUAUUUAGAUUAUAUCUGA
Rhagoletis pomonella (apple maggot) is the source of this 654-nucleotide messenger RNA. RefSeq lists its product as uncharacterized. Lineage: Eukaryota; Metazoa; Arthropoda; Insecta; Diptera; Tephritidae. The record is from RefSeq and is a predicted model, not a curated record. The coding region runs from base 1 to 654 and encodes 217 amino acids. The transcript is spliced from 3 exons.